AUGGUACCCAAUUGGACGCGACUGAUCCGGUUCAUCGCCGAAGAAGAUGGCCAGGCCCAUCUGGGCGAGGUAGACGCCAAUCAGGACGUUGGCCUCGCAUUGCUGAACAAGGAGAAAGUGACGGCAAAAUUGGUCACUGGGUCUAUAUUUGAUGGCACAGUGACGGACAAGCAGCUGCAGGUUGCCCAGCUCCUUGCCCCCAUCGAGAUGGAACAUGUCCCCAUAAUCCGAUGCAUGGGUCUCAACUACCGCGACCACGCCCGGGAAGCCAACAUGCCCAUCCCAGACGUGCCCGUUCUUUUCAUCAAGCCCCGGACUGCACUGAAUGGCCCCUACCCGGCCAAGAUCAAUGUGCCCAAGAUCGCGCAGGACGGAACCAGUGACUACGAAGCGGAAUUGUCAUUUAUCAUUGGCAAGUCCGGUCGUGACAUUCCUGAGUCCGAGGCCAUGAACCAUGUUCUGGGCUUUACUGCGAGUAACGAUGUUAGUGCUCGUGCGCAGCAGUUUAAGAACAGCCAAUGGAGUUUUUCGAAGGGAUUUGAUGGUUCCUGCCCAUUGGGUCCGGUACUGGUGAGCCCAUCGGCUAUUGAUCCGCAUAACCUUGAUAUCAAGGCGAUUCACAACGGCUCUGUUGUGCAAGACUCGAACACUCGUGAAAUGAUCUUCGAUAUCCCCAAAACCGUCUCGUUCUUGUCCCAAGGAACGACCCUGGAAAGAGGAACGGUGAUAAUGACCGGUACCGGUCCUGGAAUUGGCGCUAUGCGUGAUCCGAAGGUUGUAUUGAACGACGGUGAUGACAUGCGCGUUGCGAUUGAGAACAUUGGGACUUUGGUGAACAAGAUAGUAAACCACUCGGACAGACUUCGGACAAAUACCAAAAACGGACCAUUAAAGCCAGGUCCGAAGAUAGGUUCUCUACGCCAACGGAAACGUCUCUCGGAUGAAAAUGAUAGAGAUGACGACGACGAAGAGAGACAUCCCACUAGACCCAGGCUAGGAUCCGAGAACGAGACUACAGAUCUUAUAUCGGAUUCCCCUAGCUCCAGUUCUGCUGUUGAGCGGGAGGUGUCUUUGUUGGCUGAGAGUCACCAUGCUCCGGCGACGGUGGAGGGAAAAGUACCCGACCUCGCUUUUAUCUUGCAUCCAUCGCAUGAAAGUCCGGGCUCGAGAGAAGAGCAUACCACUGAGAAGCAGCCAUCUGGGGCCACUCAGCAAAAGGCUUCCUUGGACAAAGCGCGUUCUGUUCUAGAAUCAUCAUGGCCAGAGGUAGAGAAGUCGAUUGAAAUAUAUUUCGACAACAUGGUGGCUCUGAACCUAUUUCACAAGCCUAGCUUCUAUGAUAAGUUGGGUCGUGUCAUAUCUCCAACAGAGGUUACUGCCUUGCUGGGGGCCAUGAUAGCCUUCUCCGUGCGGUUUCAGUUGGCCGAGGAUGGAGUAGAAACAAACACGCAUAGACGAGCAGCACACUUCCUGAACCUUGCAUCAGAGUAUAGCAAUGAUGCAUUGAAAGAGUGUGGUGACCAUACACCAUCAUUAUCUUUGCUCCAAGCGUUUAUCCUUGUCGCUCACGGUCAACUAACGCAGGGUGUUCUGGGAAGAGCAUGGCGGACGUUAGGGACAUGUGUCCGACUAGCAUACGAAAUGAACCUGCAUCUUGUUGAUGCUCGUGGCACGGAACAUGUCCUAAAUAGCAGGCAAUGGUCUGAAGACGAAGAGAAGCGCCGUGCUUGGUGGGCUAUCUGGGAAAUGGACGUCUUCGCCACAACUAUCCGACGAACACCUACCGCCGUGGACUGGUCGCAACUGGAGACUCUGCUCCCAGUUGAUGACGAGCAUUGGUUUGACUGUAAGCCCACACAGAGUUGCUUUUUUCAAAAAGACCCGAUUCUUCGGUGGAAGGCACUUGCAGAUAGCGGAAGUCAAUCGCCCAAAGCAUGGUUUAUCGUUAUAAACUCCCUUAUGAAAGAGGCCCAGCGAAUAUCCAGCCCCAGGGGCAUUCCAAAUGGAAAUGGACCAUCUUCUGACCGAAUGGACGAGGCUCGUCAGCGACUCGAGGUCAUUGCUAACGCUGUAUAUUGUUUUCAACUAGCCCUUCCAAGUCACCUUAAAUAUCGGCAGCAACAUCUGGGAUUUGACGCUCGCAUCCACGGCGAGGUCUCGUCCUUGCGGCAAAUACACUGUUCCAUUUACAAUAUUUACAUGAUGACGCAGCUCGCACGACUCAUGAUCUACCGCUACGACGUAUUCAAAGGGCGAUUUCAUGUAGCACUUCCUACCCAUGAGCUCGAUGUUAAUCGUGAAAACUCCGACAUGAAUGCGAAAGGGAAGACAGAGCGCCUAGCCGUUAAUGAAUAUUUCGAAGCCGCCGAUGAUAUGCUUACCAUCAUCCACCGCAGCUGCGACCAUCAUAUCCGAUACAUCAACCCCUUCCUCUCAAACACUAUCUGGCUGGCAUCAGCUGUGCAUUUGAUGCGCAGCCAACUCUGCCGACCGGGGGCAAUUAAAUCUGCUGUAAAGUCCAGGUAUGAGGUUCUGCAUCUGACAUAUAAGAGAUGCGUGCGAUUCUGGGAUAUGCAUACCACUGUUCAACAGAAUUUGGAAACCCUCGAGGAGCAAUUGGAAGCGUGGCAGCAGUCCAGGAAGAAGCGCAGAACAGAACGGAGUCAUGCUUCAUCUCCACCGGCUCGUCGGGAGCACUCGUUCCAAAGUCCAAACCUUGACGACAUCCUAUCCGUACCAAAUACGAAUUCAAACGGCAUGACCACAACAGUCAUCCCAACACCACCAUCAAGCAACAGCUUCAACCCAACUAACUGGCACGCUGGAAUUCCAGCUGAAGACAUGCGGAACGCAUCGAUGGUUGAUAUGCUGUCUGAACCAUCAACAGACGCUCAUUUUAUUACAGACCAGAUGAUCCCGUCCGCCACACUAAUUGAUCCUAUGUUCCUCUUCGGGAGUACGCAGUCACAAGGGCCGUGGAUUGAAAAUAGCAGGGCGAUGGAUGGAGGGCUUGAUAUUGAUUGGAGGUAUUUGCAGGUACCGAAUGAAUUGUCGGAUGCUCUCUUCUAG
Messenger RNA from Aspergillus ruber CBS 135680, 3069 nucleotides. RefSeq lists its product as uncharacterized. The record is from RefSeq and is a predicted model, not a curated record. Gene Ontology annotation, molecular function: zinc ion binding; DNA binding; catalytic activity. The transcript is spliced from 7 exons. Lineage: Eukaryota; Fungi; Ascomycota; Eurotiomycetes; Eurotiales; Aspergillaceae. The coding region runs from base 1 to 3069 and encodes 1022 amino acids. Gene Ontology annotation, biological process: DNA-templated transcription.